UGUAAGGUGUGGCUGCUGUUCAUUGAUGCUCCACUCAAGAUUCCUGGCAUGGGGAGAAUUAUAAUAUGCAGCAACUUCCAGAAAGCUAGUCAGUGUUAUAACAACGUUGUUAUAAUUUACUUAUAACUUCUGAUGGGUAGCUAGAAGAGCACAGCAAAUUCCAGGAUUAACUUCAAGUCCUUCCCCAGCUACGUUGUGUCCAGCUGAUAUAACACAGGAGGAAGGAUACAAACCAGUAUGACAGCAGAGAGAUGACUGACCUGUCCAAGGGUCCCAAACUGCGUACAAGGGAAAGGCAUGAAGAAGAAUUUCCCCAGUUACUGAUGCUGCAAGAACAACAGCUUCAACAUAAACUGGAACAUCAAAAGCAAAUCUAUUUACAGCUCAUCGCCAAAGAGACUAACAGUAGUGGAGCCAUUGAAAAGCUGCAGUCAGAGCACAGAAACAGUCAGCAGCACAUCAAAGACUUAGAGGAAAGGCUAGAGGAAAUACAGGGACAACUUCUAACCAAGUUAAAAGCUCUAGAUGGUAUUCAGGAAAAAAAUGCUUCUCUGCAAGAAGAAAUCUCUUCCUUGAAAAACACACUUGGCUAUGUUAAAGGGACUGAGACAGCACCCUGUCAAUUGCCCUCUGCUCCACUCCAUACCUCAGACAGCAAAGCAAACAUCUCGGCCAAGCCUUCGGAAAAAGUACUGUAUUCACGCUUCAUGCAGUCUACUUCAACAGUUACUCUGCUGCAUGGAAAAUCAUCAUCAAGAACAGUCAGGUUUCCUGUAUCAUCAGUUCUGACAUUAAAUAAAAAUUUAGCUUGCAGCAGCACCAGUAUUUUACCAGAAAAACAACACCGCCCUUGCUCCAGCACUUCCAGCCUUGGGAGUGAUGCAUUUGGACAAGGUCAAGAUUACAUCAGAUCUUUAUUUGCUGAUACCCAGAAGACCACUCCAGAACUGGCAGAGACAGCAGGAAAGCCACAUGUCCCACCAGAAUACUACAACUCAUCAGCAUCCAGUGCUGUUGGAAACCUUAAAAUUGUUGAAAUUCAUCCACGUGGCCAUUAUGUAAAGAUACUUAACAGUUCUCCUGAUAAAGAAGAGGGCAUUGGAGAUCAUACACUCCAGCAGAACUUCAGUGGCCACCCAAUAGCGAUCUUCAAAUUCCCCCCAGCGAUCAGAAUGAAGGCUAAUUCUUUAGUAACAAUAUGGGCUGCAGAGUCUAAAAAACCUCAUAAACCUCCAACAGAAUAUCUCUGGAAGGACCUAGACAAGUUUCAACCAGGUCCAGAGUGCACCACCAUCCUUUGCAAUUCCACUGGGCAGGCCGUUGCUUGGUUCACUCCCAUCAAUUGGAGCAAAAAGCAAACAAAGGAGGAUCAAGAGGAUGGCCAAAACUACAGAAACUUAAUACAGCCUAUUAUAGGAGUACACCAGCAAAAAGACCGAUGGGAAGCUAGAACAUUUGAUAAGUGGCAGGGAACUAUCAGCCCAAACCUUAAUGAGACAAAUGAACCAGAAAUCAUUCUAAGAGAAGAAAAGAUACCACCCAUCCUGUACCCUGUUCAAAAUUCUUGGUGCCGAAAUCCAAGCAACCCCACCCAUCCCCAUUACUCUGUGGAAAGAUAUUUACCCAUGGGCAGCGAGGGGAACCGCUUGGGCAGCCAAACUAGAACACAACCGGUAAAACAUGGUCCAGAUACUGGUAUUCUCUGCACAGGAAGUAAUUGUGGCAUAACACCAGCAACAGGAGAUAGUAACCGGAAAAGCAGAGUAAGACCGACUCGGUCAGCAGGGCCUAAUUUAGGUGGAGUGAUUUAUGUAGGUUCGGCUGCACCCAUCGGCUCUGCUUUACAGAAGUAUUCUGCUCAUUCAUCUUACAACUGCCGGCUCCUGACCCAGGCAUCUCUUACUCCCAUUAACUUUCUCCAGCAUCUCACAGAGGAUCAAUGAAUAGAACUGGGUUAUUUUCAAAGCAGUCUGCAGCAAAAAUGGUUUUGUGAUUCAUUGCCCUGGGAAUAAGAUGGCUUGGAUCUUCAGGACCACUCUAGAAUUUAUAUUUGAUUUCUCUGUAGACCUCUAUAUAUUCGAAAGGUAGUUUUGCUAGCUCCUCUUAUUAGUAGAUUUUUCAGCGGCAUAUAUGACAAUAUAUGAGACUGGAACUCAAAACCUACUGACAUCCCAUUGACUUUUGUGGGACCCUAACAAUACUUUGGGUUUAAGGUUACAACCAUAUAACGUAAUUAAUUUUCAACUAUAGAAAACUGCAUGGGUAAUCUGGGCUGCAAUCUUGUACACAGCUUUGCUGCUUAAAUCCUAUUGAAGUCAAUGGUAUCAAACAGCCAGACAAUGUGUAGGAUUGCUGCCCUGAUCUUUAAGAGCCAACAUAACACGAACUCUCUCACAGUGAAUGGGAUGCCAUCCAUCUCUGUGAAAAUUUGUAUUUCAAAGCAAAUCUAUCACAUCUUAUUUCAGAAAAGUGUACAUGAAUUCUGUUUUGCAGCAAUGGUAGGGACUAUAUGGGAAGCCUUGCCUGAUGUUCCAGUUCCCAAAACUGAGGCUGUAGUACAGCCCAUGCAGCCUGUGAGUCCUCACCAAGCUGAAUGCAGCCCAUCAGUUCUAUACUACGUGGCCGGCCAGGUCCUUGAAAAUAUCCCCCCAAACCAGGAAGGUUUAUUGAGCUCCUUGCAGGCAUCACACAUCGCUGGUUAGCUAUUUUUGAAUUGGUGAGUCACAAUUUGUGAAGGCUUGUUUGUACUCCUUCCCCUGGCCUGGAGACAGACAGACAGACAUGUGCUUUCAGACCAUUGGAACCCCAACCCCGCACACACAAAACCUGUAGUUAGAAAAUAGUAGGACAAAGGCAUGCAACAUCAUGAACAAAGAUGGCUGGAUCAUACACAUUUGAGAUCUCAUAAAAAUGGUAAGGAAAACUGUCUUGCAUUCUUCAAGAGCCCAUGCAGAGUAAAACUCAGCUAUUAUUUAGAUCUACAGCCCAACUUUGCCUCACUCUGUCCUAGCAGUCAGGGAAGAUGAGGUAACACUAAGAUGUGGGCAGAAAGAGGAUCCUCUUUGUUCAAUCAAGUGCCUAUUUAACCUGUUCAGACAGUAUUUAAUUAUGUUUCCACAUUAUUUUUCCCUCCUGGGACUAGUUUUGCUACAUUGAUGAAAAGCCAAUUAAAGACAAAUAUAAGAUCUUCCUUCAACACCAAUAUGACAGUAAAUAGAAUCUUGGCUGUAGUAAAAGCCAAAAUUAAAUCAGGUAGUUUAGCUAAGUCUGUCCCAACCUAGUGCCCUGCAGUUGUUGUUGGGACUCCAGAAUCCAUGAGGCCUAGCUAGCAUGGCCAAUAGUCAGGGAUGAUGGGAGUUGUAGUCCAAAACACCUAGAGGGCACCGGUUGAAGAUGGCUGGUCUAGCUCCUACUAAAAAUGAGUCUUAUCCAGCUGUUUGGAAGUGCACAUAGUUUCUGAAACACUAGAUGCAUUCUUGAUCUCUCUGUUAAUACAAACAAGUGUGCCUCAGUCAUGAGAGGCAUACUGGCUUACACUGUACUCUCAACCUCCUGU
Messenger RNA from Rhineura floridana, 3556 nucleotides. It is a transcript of the gene LMNTD1, whose product is annotated as lamin tail domain containing 1. Gene Ontology annotation, cellular component: cytoplasm; nuclear envelope. Bases 252 to 1943 code for a protein of 563 amino acids. Lineage: Eukaryota; Metazoa; Chordata; Lepidosauria; Squamata; Rhineuridae. The record is from RefSeq and is a predicted model, not a curated record. The transcript is spliced from 13 exons.